This is a messenger RNA of Populus euphratica (Euphrates poplar), 1620 nucleotides long. RefSeq names its product transcription factor bHLH96-like. Lineage: Eukaryota; Viridiplantae; Streptophyta; Magnoliopsida; Malpighiales; Salicaceae. Gene Ontology annotation, molecular function: DNA-binding transcription factor activity; protein dimerization activity. Gene Ontology annotation, biological process: positive regulation of DNA-templated transcription; guard cell differentiation; stomatal complex development. Bases 359 to 1255 code for a protein of 298 amino acids. The record is from RefSeq and is a predicted model, not a curated record. The transcript has 4 exons. Gene Ontology annotation, cellular component: nucleus.
UUGAAAAUGCAUAUUCGUAAACCAUGCCCGACGAAAUUUUUUCCUUUUAAAAGAAAGCUACUGUGCGACUCUCCCUCAUAAAUGAAAGAGAGCCACAAACUCAAUGUUCUUUGAAAUUAUUGGUCUGUUGAGAUUGAACAAAAUAAGUUAAAAUGACUCUUGAGCCUUUCAAGGUUUUUGUUUUGUCCUUGUGUUCUCUUUUGUUCACCUGAGGCCUUGAUUUCUCAGUUUGUUAUCAAGUAUUUCAUCUGAAGGAAACCUCUUGAUUCAAUAUUAUUGUCAGUCUCUAGAUCUUUUGUUACUGUAGAGGGUGUGUGUGUGUGUGUGUGUGUGUGUGAGAGAGAGAGAGAGAGAAGGGAUGGCAUUAGAAACUGUUGUAUUCCAACAAGAUCCCUAUAGUACUUUAGGACUAGGUGCAACAUGGAUCCAUGGCUUUGACCUUGAAGGAGAAAAGGCUAAUUACCAUGAAACCCUAGACACAACAAUCAGCAUUGAAUCUGAUUUCCAUUCAAAUAGUAACUGGAACAUCAAUAACUCUUCCUCCCAAGAGAUCAACUGUGCCUGUAAUGGCGGGCUUCUCAACGGAGGUAAUGCUGCUGGGGGCCGGCGAAAGAGAAGGCGCCGUCGAAGCAUCAAAGAUGAGGCAGAAGUUGCACAUCAAAGGAUGACUCACAUUAAUGUUGAACGCAAUCGGAGGAAGCAAAUGAAUGAAUAUCUUGCUGUUAUUCGAUCCAUGUUGCCUCCCUCUUAUGUUCAAAGGGCAGAUCAAGCAUCAAUCGUAGGGGGAGCCAUUAACUUUGUGAAGGAGCUAGAGAAACUUCUCCAAUCUCUUGAAGCCCAUAAGCAAAUCAAGAAAGUAAUAUCUGCUACGGGCUCCGAUUUCUCUUCUCCUUUUUCGGAUUUUUUCACCUUCCCUCAGUAUUCAACUGCGAGCUCGAGGAAUAAACAUAGCAACAACAACUCAUCAUCAAGUACCGAAUCAAUAUUUGCUGAUCAGAAGCGAUCAAUAGCCAUUGCGGAUGUUGAAGUAACAAUGACAGAAAGCCAUGCAAACCUCAAAAUACAAUCUAGAAAACACCCAAAACAGCUCUUGAAGAUGGUUACUGGAUUGCAUUCUCUUGGCCUUCAUAUUCUUCAUCUAAAUGUCACAACUGUUGAUCAGAUGGCGCUCUAUUCUUUUAGUGUUAAGGUUGAAGAUGAGUGUAAAUUGACUUCAGUUGAUGAGAUUGCAGCAGCUGUGCAUGAGAUGAUAUAAUCGACUGAUCUCAGACUCCAGUUCCGCCUGCCAUAUAUCGGACAAACGUUGGAGAUUCUUAGAUUUGGAGAACAGUAUAGAUGUGUGAAUGAAGGAGGGACCAAUUUCUAUCUCUGUCGAGGAGACAUUAGUUCAGUAAUAAAGGACUGAGAAUGGAUAUGAUCUAAAUUACGUUGUCCGCAUCUCUUCGUAGUUCAAACUUGAAAUCAUUACACAGCAGCUAGGAUUGUUUCUGAUAUAGGCAUAUUUGUCAUCAUAUUGCUGCAGUGAUGUUGUUUCUCGGUCUUUUGCCAGGGAUGGACCCUUCCCGACCUGCUUAAUUUGUACUCUCCCUCUAUUUUUCCUCUUUUAACUAUUGGUACCGA